Molecule: messenger RNA, 2432 nt
Organism: Oreochromis aureus
Lineage: Eukaryota; Metazoa; Chordata; Actinopteri; Cichliformes; Cichlidae
Product: calphotin-like
Exons: 13
Coding region: 151-1548 (465 amino acids)
Source: RefSeq, a predicted model, not a curated record
UCGACAUCCAGCUAGGCAGACCAACUCCAAUACAAACAACUGACUGAGCUCUCGUGCGCGCGCUCUCUCUCUUUCCUCUCUCUUUCUUUCUCCACGCCCCUAUCUUUCAUCCAAGUCCUCCUAUAGGUUCGGUACAGAGCACGCACCAAGAUGCCCAGCAAGAGGAAGAAGAACAAGCGUCGCAUGAGAAGGGUGCAAGCCCAGAGAAGAGCACUUGAAGAACAGCAUGCUGCCAAUCCGCCAGUGAAAGCCAGCCGGGGGAUUGCAGUGAGUGCACCCCCUGCAGGAACCACAAAAAAAGCGGCUAAAGCUCCACCUCCAGAAAAGAUCUCACAGGCCAUUCCUGCUGUUAUCCCUACUGUAGAAACUCCCAAAUUAGAACCAAAAGCAGAACCUGUUGCAAAGCCCAUUCCAGAUGAGGUACAGCCACCACAGUCUGAGGCUGUGUUGUUGGAGCAGACUCCAGCGACAGCUGAGAUUGAAGUCCCAACACCUGUCACUGUAGAAGCACGAGCUGCUGACACUCCAUCAGUGAAGCCCUCUACAGUUGAAGCUAAUGUAGUGCAAGAGCCUGAACCCAAGAUUCCUGAAACAGAACCAAUAACUGAGGUCACACCCUCACCUGAAGCUCCAGUGGUUGCUCCCACUGAAACUGAGAUUCACACAGUUGAUUCUGCGAUCAUAAAAACUGAGACUCAGGAGACAGAGGAUAAAUGUGAGACACAGGAAAAAGUGGGAGCUGAGGCCCUUGCAGAGGAAGGUGCUGUGACUGAGGUCGAAGUGGAGGUGGCUGUCACAGAAGAUAUUGCCGUACCAGAGCCUGUGACACGAGCCUCUGAAAAAACAGUGGGAGAUGCAGUUAGCGGUGGCCAAGUUUCUGCUGAAGCAGAGCCUCCUCUGGGCAAGGUGGUAACAGAGACUGUUGCUGAAUCAGUGAUGGAGGUUGUCACAGACGUACCUGAGAACGAACGAGUGACUGAAGCGGCUGUCAGUCCUGCAACCCCAGCUGCUGAAGAUGGUAAAGAGGUGUUGGCGGAGGAGAAUGCACCCGAAGUCCCUGCUGAGACUGCUAUAAAAACAGAGCAGGCUCCUGUCAAUUCUGUGGAGGCGGCUGCAGUACCUGAGACCAGCCCUGAGGCUACAGCACAAGAGGCUAAACCCAAAGAGGAUGCUGUGGCCAUGCUGAUUGAUGCCACGCCAGUUGAUGAGUUUGUUGUGACAGAAUCUGUCUCGCCAGUAGAAGUUGCCACUGAGUCUGCUGCUGUCCAGCAGGAAAUUUUACCCGUGAAUGACACUUCGAGUGCCCACACAGACUCCGUGGAUGUGACGACUUCUGAGUUUGAACCUGCUGUUGCACCUGCAGAACACACGGAUGCCGCAGAGCCAAAAUGUCUGGACAGGCAGUCAGAAGCGUCAAAGUCAGAAAUCUGUGAUGUGGAAUGUCAGAUGGAAAUCUCUGUGGAGUCUGUGCAGCUCAGUUCAGUGGAGAUGCCAGUGGAGACGGCGCUAAAUGCACACAUUGUUCCAGAGGUCUCUAUUGAGGGCUAGAGCCACAUCACAGAGCUCAGAAGGUCUUUUUUUAUUUAGUCCCCAUUUUGUCUUUUGGAGGACUCGAAGCUUGCAGGGAGGCAACCAGCUGACCUUUUCAUUUUUUAAGGCUUAGGACCGAACUGCCAGGAAAUCGAAGAGACAUCCACACUUUGAAGUGCCUUUUCCUGCCCUGGUUUCUGUUAUAACAUCAAACCAGAUGUCAACAUGCAAAAAAUGUCUGCAUUCAAGGGAGCAGAAGAAUAAAACAUAUUGUGGCUCCUUUUAUACAGAAUUUACCCCCCAAACCACGUACAAUGAUUUUGUUUCAGCAGUGGAAGCAGAAGUGCCGCAGAGAUGAUGAUUCUUUCAAAUCAUACUGGACAGGAUCUGAUAUUUGUCAGCACGUCCCCAUCUCUGUAGAACAUCUGCUUCCACACAUGCAUGUGAAUACCGUAGCACUGACGAAUGCGCCUCCAGUUUUUACUUAGGCCCAUUUUCAAAACAUGUUGUUUUUUGUUACUUGUUUCAAAAUCACUGACUUACUGCUUAGUAAUAUUUUUCCACCAUAUGUGAUAUAUACAUACAGCUUUUUCUCUGUCCUUGAACUGUCUCUGUCUCAAAUAAGUGCCAGCGCUAAGGUUAGUGUGAUGCUAAAACUACAUGAAGUUACAGUUUUAGGUUCCAUGGCCACUGGACACUGGCAGAUUUUGAGGGGAUGAGGACAGUUUCUGAUUUUUUUUCUUUUUUCACCUUUUCCUAUUUGUAAUUCAUCGUAUUUAGACAACAUGACGUGCUACUGUUUCGUGUUGAAUCUGUGUUCUGGAGGGGAAAUACAGUAGGGUUGCUGUUGGGCUGUUGAUGGGCAUACCUAAACUUUGAAAUAAAGCUGUACCUCAUUGGGA